CGAUGGCGGCGGGGCUGUGCUGGCGGGCCGGGCUGCGCGCGGGGAGGCGGAGACUGGUGGAUUCUUUUCUGCCAGCUGGUGUUCCUAAGCUCAGUUAUCGCUUUACAUCAUCACACAAGUAUGUUCCCAGACGGGCUGUGCUCUAUGUACCUGCGGAUGAUGAAAAGAAGAUAAGAAAAAUCCCAUCACUAAAUGUAGAUUGUGCAGUGUUGGACUGUGAAGAUGGUGUGGCUCUGAACAGAAAGAGAGAAGCAAGACUGAACAUCGUGAAAACCCUUGAAGAGUUUGACUUAGGCCAUGGUGAAAAGUGUGUCAGGAUAAACUCCGUGUCCAGCGGCCUUGCAGAAGAAGAUCUAGAGGUGCUUUUGCAGUCCAAGACCCUGCCUUCAAGCAUGAUGCUGCCAAAGGUUGAAAAUGUUGAGGAAAUAAGAUGGUUUUCAGACAAAUUCUUACAUCACCUAAAAGGCCGAACACUUGUAGAACCAAUGAAUUUUAUCCCCUUUGUGGAAACUGCAAUGGGCUUGCUCAAUUUUAAGGCUGUCUGUGAAGAAGCACUCAGAACAGGAUCCCAGGCUGGCUUUCAUUUGGAUGCAGUUGUCUUUGGAGGAGAGGAUUUCCGUGCCAGCAUAGGUGCAACAAGCAGUAAGGAAACUCACGAUAUUCUAUACGCCAGGCAAAAAAUCAUAGUCACAGCAAAGGCAUUUGGCCUUCAAGCAAUAGACCUUGUUUACAUUGAUUUCCAUGAUGAAGAUGGGCUCCGCAGGCAAUCGAGGGAAGGCGCCUCCAUGGGAUUCACGGGUAAGCAGGUGAUUCACCCCAACCAAAUUGCUGUUGUCCAGGAACAGUUCUCUCCAAGCCCUGAAAAAAUAAAGUGGGCACAAGAACUGAUUUCUGCUUUUGAAGAACAUCAGCGAUUAGGCAAGGGAGCGUUUACUUUCCGCGGGAGCAUGAUCGACAUGCCAUUACUGAAGCAGGCACAGAACAUUGUUACACUUGCCACAGCCAUCAAGAAAAAAUGAGCUGAACUCCUGGCAGAAAGGAGAAAGCCUCGAAUAAUUACGCACCAGUUGAAAUAACUGCGAUGAAAAUCUUUACCCUUUGUGAGCUUUGCUUUCCCCCCACACUGCCCUUCUGUAAGUGUGCAACAGCCAUUAAAAAUAAUGCUCCAACAAUGCAGGACUCUUGACUUUCUUCUCCCUUUUUUUAAGCAGUCUCUAUUCAGAGAGUUUCCUCCUGGAAGCGUCCAGCCCGGGAAGGGUUGGACGGCAAUAAACUUGUAGUUUUUGGAGACACAAUGCAGCAGAACUUGUGCAUAUGGUCUCGAGUCAGAUUUACAUCACAUUAGGGAUACGGCUACAGAUCAUGUGGGCUGUGUGGUUAACGGGCUUAGUAAAGCUGUUUUGAAGAGGUUAACCCAGCUUGUAGUAAGGGUAAAUAAACAUAACAACCAGG
Molecule: messenger RNA, 1452 nt
Organism: Zonotrichia albicollis (white-throated sparrow)
Lineage: Eukaryota; Metazoa; Chordata; Aves; Passeriformes; Passerellidae
Gene: CLYBL
Product: citramalyl-CoA lyase
Biological process (GO): regulation of cobalamin catabolic process
Molecular function (GO): (S)-citramalyl-CoA lyase activity
Source: RefSeq, a predicted model, not a curated record